AUGAAUUUUGGUUUCACCCAGGAGCAAGUGGCCUGCGUGUGCGAGGUCCUGCAGCAAGGGGAAAACAUCGAGCGCCUGGGGCGCUUCCUUUGGUCGCUGCCAGCCUGUGACCACCUGCACAAGAACGAGAGCGUCCUGAAGGCCAAAGCAGUGGUGGCCUUUCAUCGGGGAAACUUCCGGGAGCUCUAUAAGAUCCUGGAGAGCUACCAGUUCUCUCUGCACAACCACCCCAAGCUGCAGCAACUGUGGCUCAAGGCUCAUUACAUCGAGGCAGAGAAGCUGCGCGGGAGGCCGUUGGGAGCCGUGGGCAAGUACAGGGUGCGGCGCAAAUUCCCCCUGCCUCGGACCAUCUGGGACGGAGAGGAAACCAGUUAUUGUUUCAAGGUAAGGAAGGCUCCCUGAAGAGACCUCUUCCGUGGUAGGCAUCUCACUGAAAAGGCAGUCAGGGAGAUGCAGGAAACAAAGAAACAACUGCCACCAAACACUCCAUUUUUCAGCAGGCACAAAACCUGCACAUCGUUCCUUGAAAACUUUCAGGGCUUGGCUUGGCAAAGUAGCUGUUCAGCUGAACUCCCCCUGUUUUGGAUUACUGCAAGCGCCAUCUGCUUUUGUCCUGGGGGUACUGAAGGGUACACAGUACCAGCACCUUUUUUCUAGAAGAAAAGCACUGCCUAAGUCUACGGCAACUUUCUUCUCAUUACUAUCGUACUUGUCCACUUCAGUCAGCUCAGAACAGCCCCACUGGGGAUGGGAUUGUGCAUUGGGCAGGUCAUUACAUCGCAUGCUCUUUUCCCCUACCUGCAUCUCCACUCAGCAUGACCCCAAGUGCUCCCUCACCUCUUUGCCUCUUUCCCCCACGCUGAUGCAGCCUCCUUGCCCUGGAACCCCAUUCAAGACCACUUAGGUGGUUUGCUCAGGUGGUUAGAGCAUCAUGCUGAUAACACCAAGGUUGCAGGUUCAAUCCCCAUAUGGGACAGCUGCAUAUUCCUGCAUUGCAGGAGGUUGAACUAUAUGAUCCUCAGGGUCCUUUCCAACUCUAUGAUUCUCCUCUUCCUCCCUUUCCAAUCCCUCCUCAAACCCUCCUCCUUCUUGUGUUGUUGUUGUUCAGUCGUUUAGUCGUGUCCGACUCUUUGUGACCCCCUGGACCAGAGCACGCCAGGCACUCCUGUCUUCCACUGCCUCCCGCAGUUUGGUCAAACUCAUGUUGGUAUCUUCAAGAACACUGUCCAACCAUCUCGUCCUCUGUCGUCCCCUUCUCCUUGUGCCCUCCAUCUUUCCCAACAUCAGGGUCUUUUCCAGGGAGUCUUCUCUUCUCAUGAGCUGGCCAAAGUCUUGGAGCCUCAGCUUCAGGAUCUGUCCUUCCAGUGAGCACUCAGGGCUGAUUUCCUUCAGAAUGGAUCGGUUUGAUCUUCUUGCAGUCCAUGGGACUCUCAAGAGUCUCCUCCAGCACCAGAAUUCAAAAGCAUCCAUUCUUCGGCGAUCAGCCUUCUUUAUGGUCCAAGUUUCACUUCCAUAUAUCACUACUGGGAAAACCAUAGCUUUAACUAUACGGACCUUUGCUGGCAAGGUGAUGUCUCUACUUUUUAAGAUGCUGUCGAGGUUUGUCAUUGCUUUUCUCCCAAGGAGCAGGCGUCUUUUAAUUUUGUGGCUGCUGUCACCUCCUUUUUGUAGGAAUUAACCUUAUACCAAGUCAGAACAUUGGUCCAUGUAGCUCAGCAUCAUCUACACUGACUGGCAGCAGCUCUCCAGGGGCUGUCCCAGCCCUGCCUGGAGAUGCUGGGAAUUGAACUGGGAUCUUAUGCAUGCAAAGCAAAUGCUAUCACCCUCUGCUGCAGCCAUUCCCCUUAGUCCUCAUUCCCAGGUGAGAAGGUCCCACAUGUAACCCUGUCCUGUCCUAUUCAUCCUGCUGCCUCCCUCUUCUCCCUGUUGUCUGCAUUGUGCUGUCCCUGUUUUCUGAGGAACGCUGGAGCGUAUGCAAAGCUUCAAUUGUACGCUCCUUGGGGCAGGGCUCGGUCUUUCUCUGUAUUGGCCAUGUUACAUGAUAAAGCUACCCAGCAGCCUCCCACUCUUGUCUUUCGUGCCAAUAGCAUCUCUCCUCUCCGCAAAGUUCUGGAAUGAACUCCCAAGCAAGAUGCAGCAGCUGUGAGGGCCUUUGGGUGACAGUCGUGCAAAAGCCGUUUAUUUGGUGUGGCCUUUUUGCUGCUAAGAUGAAUACGAUUGGCCAAGGGAUACAGCUUUAGUGGGUAAAGCUGUGGAUUUAUUUUUGAGUGGGGGGAUGAGGUGGAGUGGAAUUUCAUUGCUAUUCAUUAUUGUAAAUUAUUUUAAAUAUAUUUCUUUAAUGUAAGGAGCUUUAAGAUUGGAAAAGCAAUAUGUACAUCAUAAAUAAAAAAUACUUCUUUCUCAAUGCUUUUCUUGGGGCACCAAGGUUUCACUUUCUCUUUGCUUUCCUACCACCUGGUACAGUACUCUUGUGCCAUUCUCCCCCAUUGGUGUCUCCCCCCCCUUCCUUUUGACUUCUCAAGCCCUGUCUUUGGAUCCCACCCCAUCACCUGGGGAGGAGUGCCACUUCUGCCCUGAGUACAGUGCCAACAUAUUGCUAAGAGCUACCUAACCUGCCAUCAUAAUAGAACAGUAUUCACUGGCAUUAAAAACAGCAUUUGUGGACUUUGAGUUAUGGUGAUAAGGGAGGGAGCGAAAAGGGGAAACAGGUUUGGGGUAGGGAGAGAAAGAAAAGGAAGGCAAACUUUAGGGAUGCCGUAAUUUUCCUGCCCCUGGACAGGUCUCCUGUGGCUUUAACAGUUGUGUGAGAGGAAGGAGUUCAACUUAUGCAGCUUUCCCCAUCUGUGUGCUAAGGGGAAAUUGGCUAGCUGAAAUUCUGCCCCUCAGAAACCUGUUAAAGGCACAGCAGCCCUGCCAGGAAAGGUGGGAAGAAAGAAGGUGGCAACUCUAGGAAGUUAACUUUCACAGGGAAGCUUGGUGCUUGUUGUGCCCCCUCAUCCUUCAAAUAUAUUUCUCCCUGGUUUUUAAAUGAACACAAAUUCUGCCCUUGCCCAAGGUUUCACUGCCUAGAGGUUUAAAAAUCCAACCAACCCAUAAAACUUCCCAAAAUGAUAUCUAAGAUUACAAAUAAAAGAACUGUUCACUGUUGAGAGCACAGCUAUGAAGAGAGAAUGAUGUUAUUGCCCCCUGCCGUUCAUGUUAUACCAUAGCACCUUUAGUAGCUACAACUGUACAACAAUGCACAUUCAGAUUAAUAAUAAUAAUCUAAACAAAUAAACAUAGACGGGAGGAAAAGAUUCAUAGAAGGCCAUGGCAAUUGAGGGGGGAAAGCUCAUGGGCUCACUGAAAAUGUCAACUUGGGAGUGCUGCAACAGGUGAAACAAAUUCCGGAUAUAUACCCCUUGAGGGGGAAAAAGGUUGCCUACCCUUGACUUAAAUGAAAAGGACAAAGCAAAACUAACACCCUCUGCUCUCAUACAGGAGAAAUCUCGGAGCGUGUUACGGGAGUGGUACAUCCACAACCCCUACCCAUCCCCUCGUGAGAAGAGGGAGCUGGCAGAAGCCACAGGGCUGACCACCACCCAGGUCAGCAACUGGUUCAAGAACCGGCGCCAGAGGGACCGUGCGGCCGAGACCAAGGAGAGGUGAGGCUUUGUGGGCUUUUUGGGUUCAACGAAAAGAAGAUGCAGAGCCGCCUGCUGCCUACCAACACAGAAGGGGAUGAAGGGAGGGAGGAAGCCCUGAUACUAGAAGUCACAGAAAAAGGGACAGGGGGAACCAGAACCCUUGAGAUUACGAGAGGGGCUGGAACAGAAACCAUUGAGAAAUAUCUUGCUUACUUUAGCCUCUGCCUCCUUUUCUCACUUUCCCAAAGGUUUCCUCUCUGCCCUUGAUCUCUGCUCGCUGUCCAUUUUUUAGUUUCUUUGCCGUUACAUUUAAGGCACAGAACAUACCCCAGGCAAUUGUGCUGCCAGCCUGCCUUGGCCUCCCUCCCUCUCAGUCUUCGUUUGACACACAACCAUCUGCUAUCAGUCCUUCAGGUCUCCUUUUUCCAAAUCCAACUCUGCCAUGUCCUUCUCUCUGUCUAGAACAACCUCCUUGCAUCAUCGGAGGCUGCUCCAGCAGAGCAAAUGGGGGCACUGCCCCACCAACCUCAGUCUGAACUAAGCCAGCCCCCACCUGCCAGCCAGGGGUGAUACCAGCUGUCACCUUCCUCCUCCUUAGUCAGAAGGCUCACCCAUAAUUACCUUUUGCCCUGCCCUUUCAAGACACAGGCCCGCACUUUAAAGCACUGUGUCGGGGGUUUUUUUUGUUUUGCCCCAGAUCUUUUCCCAUGUAAACCUGAUCUUUACUGCUGAAUCGGAACAAACAGUUAUUUGGGUUUUCCAUCCAUUGUUUGCUCUUAUUCAGAAGUAAAGAGUGGGUUUUGCGACAAGGCCAAAAAAUAAAUAAAAAAGACACCCAGACACAGCAUUUUAAGUGCAGACCAGUGCCUAGAAAGCACAGCACAAAAGGAAGUCUGAAUGAACCUCAAGUGCUGUUCUUGUACAACUCAGAGGGCAGGAGAAUAGCGACAAAACUGGAAUCCAUUGGUAUCUGCCUGUCGUUCGCUCUGACUCCACCUACUCUUGGCCUCCCAUCCUCCACUCCAAGUGGGCACCAAUCACCCUGCCUUCACAAAUUGUGUUCUCUAUCAACUCCAUAUUCCUCCUAAAGUUUUCUGCAAACCCUUUCUUGGACCACGGUAGUAGCCACGCUUGUUCCAGUGCAAUUUUUUGCAACUGGCUGCUUAUUUCUUCAAGCUCUCUCCUUUCUCUUCUCUUUGAUAUGCCCCAUGUUCUUAGAUCAUGAGCCUCCAGAAAGGGAAUGUGCUUGUUCAAAAUGUUCUGGUUUUUAACUACAGAACACUGGUGAGAUGCAACCUGUAACUGGGGCAUGACCACAGCUCAGGCUAAGGCGGGUUUCACCAGAAGUGAUUCCAUUCUUCAAGUAAUUUUAAAUGCAUCAUUAACUGGAAGGAAAGAGUGGAAAGAGAGAGGGGGGGUGAAUAAAAGAAGAGGGGGGUAGUGAGGGUAUACAAAAAACAUUUUUACCUAAAAGGCACUGUGUAGGUGGCGCAUUUGAAUUUUACUGGAGCAGCAGUACUGGAGAGAUGGGCUAGCCCAUUCCUGCACUGUUUCCCUGAUCAAAAUGGCAUCUCCAAAGCUUUUAUUAGCCCUACAGCCAAAAGCACAGAUCUCCUCUUAUUUGGCAUAAAGAAAACAGCAGGAAAGUUGGGGUGGACAGUCAGAAAUACAAAGCCAUACCUGCAAAGACUGAAAGUUACCAUCUAAUCCCUGCUUCCCCAAUGCCUAUUAUCUUAGUAUGCACCCAGCAGGACUGAUUCCUUAGCAAUCUGGCCCCCAGAGACAAUAUUCUCCUCUUCCUCUUCUACUUCUUGCAGGGAGAACAGCGACGGUGGUGCACUGAAGGAAGGAAGGGGCCUUCCACGAGAAAGACACCUACUCUCCAGCUCCGAUGAUGAGAGCUCUCCCAUUGACAGCCCUGCAGCUCAUGCAUCCAGCCCCUCACUGCUCUACUCUGGUUUGCCACUUUCGGCUCCAGCGGGAAACUCCAUUCACAACGUCCAGAGGGUAGAUUUUCUGCAGCACCAGCCGCUCCACAAUAGUCUUCUGGGGCCCCUCACUUCUACCCUUGUAGAUCUGGGCUCCUGA
Molecule: messenger RNA, 5714 nt
Organism: Podarcis lilfordi (Lilford's wall lizard)
Lineage: Eukaryota; Metazoa; Chordata; Lepidosauria; Squamata; Lacertidae
Source: the annotation of a GenBank genome assembly